AUCCUAGUCGAUGUGUGGCAGGCAAAGAGCUCAAUAACCUCGGCAACUUGACAAGAUGCUCGCCUCGCUGCGCUCGCAGAUGGGCGCCCUGACGCUCCGCCCUGCCGCGGGAAGCGCCUUCAUGGGACGCGUGGCCCGGGCAACGCUUUCCACGACCGCUGUGGAGGGUGAGACCGCUGCGGUGGACGACGAUACGGCCGCUUUCCUGAGCUCUACGUCUCCCGCAGAGCCGCGCACCGUUAAGACCGUUAAGCGCGCAAUCCGCGCCAGCCCUCGCAAGUUGACGUACCUGGCGCAGCAGAUCCGCGGACUUCCGGCCAACGAGGCCAUUCUGCAGAUGAAGUUCUCGCCCAAACGCAAGGCUGAGAUUUUCCAGAAGACGGUGCAGAACGCCAUCAACCUGGCCGACAUCAAGUACCAGAUUGAACCAGAGAAUCUCAUGGUGGCCGAAUGCUUUGUGAACAAGGGCACCUACCUCAAGCGCCUGCGGAUCAUGGGCCGAGGCCGUUCGGGUGUAAUGCACCACCCGCACACCCACCUGACCGUGAUUUUGCGUGAGUUCGACCCGUCCAAGAAGCCGCUGAACCGCCACUUGACCAAGAAGCUUGCGCGCGAGAACGCCAAGAAGCAGCUUGAGAAGGAGGCGACUGCGGAGGAAUAGAUGCAAUCCAGACAGACGUGCACACAUCAUACAGAAGUCGUUCGGAAUGCGUUCGUAUAAAGUUGCUGUUGCUGACGUUCUAACAGCGGGGCAUUCAUGUGCGGACGUCACCUCCAUAAAGGACCAUUAUGACGAAUGUACUGCUAUUUUUUCAUACAUUUCAUAAAGUUGUCCACCACGGUACUUGUUGGA
Phytophthora nicotianae INRA-310 is the source of this 853-nucleotide messenger RNA. Its product is annotated as ribosomal protein L22. Bases 56 to 661 code for a protein of 201 amino acids. The transcript has 2 exons. Gene Ontology annotation, cellular component: ribosome; mitochondrial large ribosomal subunit. Gene Ontology annotation, molecular function: structural constituent of ribosome. Gene Ontology annotation, biological process: ribosome assembly; translation. The record is from RefSeq and is a predicted model, not a curated record. NCBI's taxonomy places the organism in Eukaryota, Oomycota, Peronosporomycetes, Peronosporales, Peronosporaceae.